This is a messenger RNA of Trichobilharzia szidati, 1699 nucleotides long. NCBI's taxonomy places the organism in Eukaryota, Metazoa, Platyhelminthes, Trematoda, Strigeidida, Schistosomatidae. The record is from the annotation of a GenBank genome assembly.
CAGGUAGACCACAUCUGGGAAUAGGUAAGUCCACGACGUUUUCAAUACUAUUUGCUGUUAUCAUGAUGCAUUAUUCUAUAAGUGAACUACACGACACUGAUAUUCAAUCAUGUAAUUUCUUCUUAUUUGAGGAAGGAGAUUUGUCCCUCACUGUAUUCUCCUUGAUGGUCAGAGAUAGUCGGUGAGAUGCAUGUGUGGUCGUUUCACUGUCAAGUGGUGUUGACAAUGAGAAUACACACUGUUGAAAUGUGAUCUUCCCUGUGAUGUUUACUCACAAUAUGCUCACAGAUCAAUGAAUGUAAGCGCAGUCAAUUCAACAUGGAAAUGUGUGUGAUAUGCACUCAACUCAAAACAUCCAUUGAAAGCACACACAACAGACUCGAACAAUUGAUGAAAUACUCAAUAAUGUGCCACACUGAAACAUUGACUGUGUACAAGUCGGUCUGUUGUAGUAUCUGAGGCAAAGGAGAUUCCACAUUUACAAUCAAUCCACUUGCACAUGAAUUCACUCACAUGCACACAUGAAAAGCCAUGUAACAUGAAUUCAUCAAGGAAUCGCCACAGUCUACACGGGAAUCAGUUUUCUCAAUGAUUUUAUUCUCAUCACGAUAUCUAGUGGUGACUGUUUAUUUGUCUCUCAGAUUUGAACUUCUACAUCAUGCAGUGAGUUACCAUGAUCAAUGUGAUUUCUCGUAUUCAUAAAUGAGGCAUGUACUAUCUCCUUGUAUGUUACUGCACAUGCAGAGUUAUUGUUUCGUUUGUAUUCCGAGCGUUGCAUUAAGCAUUAAAAUGUGCAUGUCUCUCUCAUUCUCUUCCUUUCCUUACAGACUCUUCAUUCUCAGUCUUCUCGUGUGUAUCCACACAUUACUCGCUGAAUCCAAUGUCGACAAGACAUACAUGCUUCAUUUACGUUGGCUUCCAACACACUGUCUCAACAGAUAUUGUACUGUCCCGAAGAAUACAACUAUGGAUAUUUCGAGAUUGAGAACAUCACCUCACUUCAACUGGACUGAUUUCGCAUGCACAAGUCGUCUAAACUUCUCCGACAAGGAUAUUAGUAAAAUACCUGAUCUGAAUACUUAUUGGACUAAUCCAACUCAUGGACCUUUUGCACACUCCGGGGUUUACUAUACUUAUGGAUUUUGUGCAGUUAUGGAUGAAUCUGGAUCCAGUUUAACUCUCUACCUCAAUCACAGCAUUAAUCUCUACAAAAAACUCAUGACGCCAAAAAACGUUAAAAAGCUCCAUAGAUUAUUACAGAAGAAGGUUCACUCGACUGCAAAAGUGGAAAACAAACUGUUGAAAAUAUUCGGUGUACAACCCAAGUUGAUCUGUGCACGGAGUAAGGUUGGGAGUGUUUACUUACACGAAUUGGUAUUCUGUUUCAAUGAAGCAUCAUCACUCGUCAACUGUCCAUCAGAAUACGCUAGCCAUCUAGAGAAAUUUAAACCUGAUGAGUAUGUGAAAGAUAAGAAAAUACUUCGUGGGCAAAUUGAGUCUCAAAUCUUGUGUCCAGCCAAGUUCAUCAUUCCUGAUUACAAAAUACUUGGAGAUGCCAAAGAUGAGUAGUAUUGAACUUUUGUUACUCUAUCAAUAUGGGAAUCAUAUUGAUGAUGAUAAUGUACCACUUGCUUUUCAUUUGAUGUACUCACUUCUUGUAAUGUAGUCUCUAACAAAUAAAAUACAUCUUACUUUUCAA